Molecule: messenger RNA, 4026 nt
Organism: Schistosoma spindalis
Lineage: Eukaryota; Metazoa; Platyhelminthes; Trematoda; Strigeidida; Schistosomatidae
Source: the annotation of a GenBank genome assembly
ACUUUUAAGGUCGUCUGAAGGUUAUGGCACAUUUCAAAGUUUGCGUAAUGUUGGUGCAAUGGGCAAGGCUAGUCAUGUAACUCUGAGCCUUUGGCCGAGAGCAGAACCAUUCGCAUACGGUAUCUUUCACGUUCAUCCUCAUCCAAGACUUGCUGUCCAUAACAUCAAAAAGCUUGUUACUUAUGCGAAAACCAAAGGUAAAACUGGAUCAAGAUUAAGUUAUUCUGUUUGGAAACAUGUAGCAUGUAAUAAGCUUCAGCUGACUGAGGAUUUGGCUUGGGUCCUCUUUCACACAUGCCUAACUAUGUCGGCGACACAAUACGAAAAGCUUAAGGAUUUUGAUGAGAGGAUAUUUACUGCAGCAAACUCAGCAGAUGCCGAGAGGAUUCGUACUUCACAAUCCGUUAAUUUGUUCACAUUUGUACUCUUUCUGUACAUACAACAAAUAAACAAGAUAUCUCUGCGAGCUUCGGCAGUGUCAGCCAGUGCUGAGUGGCCUGGUAGUUAUAGUCGUUCAUCCGAGUUGGAUUCAGGUCGUUCAACUCCUAUCAAACUAUGUCGUAAUCUAGAUGAGCAAUAUCAUUUUCAAUUUAUCAGUGAAAAUCUGAAUGAAAUGCUUGAUCUCCUUGUUGAACCCGAUAACCAAGGUGGAAAUAGUAUGGAUGCAACAUUGUCUGAAGGUGCUGUCGAAGCUUUGGACCUUGUUUUGGAAGGAUCAGCUGAUGAAGGAAGGACACUUAAUUCAUUCUCAGAACUUGUCCAUAUACCGACAAUUCUACCAGCAACUGGCUACUCCAAGGUUACACAUGCUUUUCAUUUACGUGGCCUUCUUUCUUGGAUUCGUUCAUGGCUAACACAAAACCCAUUUUCGGUUGAAAACUGUAUUCGUAAUGGUCGACGUUUACAGUGGCGUCUUCCUCAUCAAGUUGUCUUGGACAAUGAAUCUGGUUUAAACAAUACUCAGCAACAGCCACAGAAUGAUAUCAUAAAGCGUCAGAAAAUCGCAACAAACGCGCACCAAGUUCCACGAACUGGAGGUCACAGUGGAAACAAACUGGUUGUCAUGUCGAUGAUUUCUCGCCAAAUUAUUGCUCGUAGUUCUGCUACACUUGAUGGUGCCACGCUUAAAAUACAUCGUGCCCAUUGUAGUUAUUUGUAUCUCCUGUCACCUAUGAGGUCUGUUACGCUAGAUAAGUGUCGCAAGCUGACCAUUGUUUUGGGACCGAUUGAAAAUACUCUCCAACUUAACCAUUGUGAAGACUGUUUGGUUAUUGCAGCCUGUCGUCGUGCUAUCUUGGCUUCUUGUCGUCGGUGCACAUUGCAUUUAGCUAUACAAUCUCGUCCAAUAUUGAUUCAGCCUCCUGUUCCAAACACUGUCAGUGGAUCUAUGAUUAUUUCAAAUAUUCCUGUGAAUUGUUCGGGUACAAAUACUUCUACUCCAGGCACCCCUACGCCUGGUAGUGUAGCACUAGUUGGUAAUGAAGAAAUAUUGUUGGCUCCCUUUCAUACAACGUAUAUGAAACUUGUGGAUCACCUGAACAAGGUAAACCUUAGUCCGAAAGUGAAUUAUUGGGAUCGUCCAUUUCUGUUAGGACAAGAUUCUAGUCGUCAAGACUCAUCUCAACAAUCAUCCAGAGUUCGUUGCUGGGACUUACUACAACCCGCCCAUUUUUAUCCGUUUAAUAUUCCACUUUUGCUCUCUACUCGAGGUGAAAGUAUGGACCGCAACCCGAUUGGUGAAAAUUAUACUCGUUCUGAAGAAGCUGUUCCUAAUGGUAAUCCUCAAACUGCUAACUGUCUGGAUUUGAGCGCAUCACUUAUAACGAAUACGUCCAGAUACUUUGCCGAUUCAGAUGAAAGACGUUUAGAGAACUAUAUUUCCAUGGCUAAUAGCAUUCUACCAAUUCCAUUACCUUCCGCUUAUUUAGUUGCUUUACAUGAAAGGGCUGGAGCUUAUCAUAAGUGGCCUCAACAUGUUAUGGUUAGUUUCAUGAAAAAACGUUCCUGUUAAUGCAAUUUAGCAUUUUCGGUAACAAUUAAACUUCUGUUUUGUGAAAUGAUUUAGAUUUGUUUCUCGACCUACCACUCUACAGACUUCUAUUUUCCUUUUGAAGAUUUGUUCGAUUCCCGAUUUUCCAAAGGACUAUUCAAAUCUAUGGUGAUUAUGAAUUCCACUAUAUGACUUUACUCAAUAAUCCAUUACAUUAUAAGCGGAGAUGAAUAGUGGAUAACCAUAGGAUCAAGGCCUGGAGUUUCGUCCCAUUUGGGGCUUGUUAGCCUGGUGUACCUGCACCUGAGAGUUGACGGUCAAUACUGGACUCGAACUCAGUAUCAUUCUCUUCAAAGGCCAUCGCGUUACCCACGCGGUUGCUAAGUCUAGAUAGCCAUUGGCUUGUAAAAUGGAGUGAAGCUUAAGUUUUUUUGUAUUGGUCGUUUGAAUUUUCCCAUCAAUUUUCAGGACUGCAAUUCGUCAGAACAAAACGCGCCUCCUGGAUUCUACUGCUAGCCACCAUCUACCUCUGCUGAUAAUGUUUGUGGCUUAAUGGGAAUAUUGAGGCCGUCUACAGUGGAUGCACAGCUGAUAAAAAUGACUGAUGAAUUACAGUCCUAAACAUCAAUGGAAAGAUUCAAAGAACCAGUACAAUUGAAUAAAAACAUCACACUGUUGUUAUUUUACGAAUGAGUGUGCUCUUAGAUCGUUUCAAAACUUUUCUACAGGAAAAUCUAAAAUUUAGUUCACGACAUAACUAAACAAAUACAGUGAGUAGACAUCUGUAACAAUGCAAGGUUGACCCCUGAUCAAUGUCAUAGUUUUAGCACUGUUGUGGAUCAGAGAUUUCGAAAAUGGUUGAUAGAAUCAGGCAAUUUGCGUCAAUUACAACUCCUAGAACUAAGCACAGGUCACGUGAAUUCAGUACCAUCUUGUAAUCCUACUGCUUAUUCUGUCAACAAAAAUGGUGUUCCUCUGUCUGUGAGUUCUACUUUUCGAAGCCAUGCAGAUCGAUCCGAUCAUGGGGUUCGUAGUUCUUAUGCUGAUGGUCACAUAAGCAAUUCUAUUCGGAGUGGCUGCCUUCUCGCUCGGUCAAAUAAUGAAAAUCAGUUUGCUACCGACGAUGAUGAUGCUGAUGACAUAUGAUAGUAAUUCGUAAUUUCUCGAGUAUUAUACAUUCCAGUAUUUUUCUCAAUCAAUAAGUGGUUGUUAUUUAUUUUGAUUUAACCGGAAAAAUAGUUAUUAUAAUCUCAGUUUAAGCUAUCAUCUGUGAUCAUUUAUAUUGUUAUUGUUUGUUUAAGACAUGCAUUCAUUGUUACAUUAUAAGGGACAUUUGAUUUUUUCCAAAUGUAAUUCUUUGAAUUUUAUGGGUCACAUUUUCUUGAAACUGUAAAUUAGUUUAUCAACGUAAAAAUGUUUUGUUGCUUGUUAUAUCAUAAAAUUCUUUUCGGAUUCCCAAUUCUGACCUACUUUUUCUUGAUCCUUACUUCUUAAUACUUAAUUGUACUGAUGUGCUUUGGUUUCAUCAGUUGGCUAAUGUUGUAUGCUUUAGCUAUAAAUGUGAAUUAUUAACUACAGAAACAUGUUUAUUGUUAAAACGUUCGAUAUGAUCGCUUUAUUUAACUGUUCACCUUCGAGUUCUUACGCACAAUUGAUCUAACAUGUAGUUUAAUGUUUAUGUUAUUUUUUGUACCUGUUAAGUACUAAUGUAAUAAACGAAAACAGUUGGAGACGACCAAAUGUAUUUGGUGAAAUUUGAAUACCAUAUGUCCAAUACUUCAUUUGCAAAAUGUCCAUCAGUUGUCUCAGACUUUGUUGUUCCUUCAUUUCCAUACCAGUCACUCUCUGUUCCCGUUCUUUUCUAUUCGAUCUUCUUAACCUUCUGCUGCCAGGCAUUCCACUUGCGAUUGGUGUUAUACACUACUUAUAUUUCUGUCGACAUAUGUAGCAUACUAACAUGUUUACAGAAAUGACAUAUUGAUUAGUUAUUGGAUUGAAAAUAAUACUGUUUUUUAUAAGAAAGCACUUGGUAUCUG